CCUCAUUCCUGGAUACCCUGUUUUUCGCAUCCCAAACCCCAAAACGGAUCAGAGAACAGCUGCCUUGGACAGACAACGCGCUAUUCCGAUAAGGUGGUAUUAGUUGGCUAUAAACCACUCGCAUCUCGUCAUCAUGUCACCCCCCACUGGCAAUGUCGCCCAGGAAGCUCUGCGUGGCUACGCCGAGGGCGUGGACAAAGCCGAAGUUGUCCAAACCGUUCGCCAUUUCUCCAUGGCCGACUACAUAAAUGCCGAAAGGGCAGCAAUCAAUCUGGCCAAAUUUCCACCUCUGGUGCUUAGCGAGCUGAGCCGUCCCCAUACCGACAAUGACAGGUACCAAGCUACCCUACUGGACGCGAACGACUUCGUCCUGAAUGUAUGCCAUCAUAGCAAUGUCAUACUCCAACCAGUGAAAGACAGGGCAGAUAUCGAGCACAAAAAAUACAGCGAAAGGCUACCAAAAUUGAAGGAGGUUGUAGCGACUGCAAAAGCCAUGAACGAGGCUUUUACGGCGGUAUCGAAUGCAAAUGAGCCUGCAAAACUCCACGACGCCUUCAAAAGACUUGGUGAGUCACUGGAUAAGGCAGAUAGGGCGUGUGACGCACUGGCCGAUCCCAUUCCUGGCUUGGAUAAAGUUGAAGGCGGGAUUAAGGACGAAUACAGGAGAGUGUUGCGUGACGCGAGGAAGAUACAUGCGGAAAACAAAGACAAAGGUCCGAAAUCACCCGACACGUUUGUCCAGCCGUUGACCAGUUUACGGACUUAUUUUGACGACGUAUUUUAUAAGUGGGAGGCUGCGUUCGAGUCAGACAAAUCAAAUCGCCUUGAUCUCGAACAGGUCCUCCUAGCCUUCAACUCAAAUGGCUGGAUUAAAAUGAGAAAGGACCUCUCUGAUAUCUGCAAUGAACAUGUGGGCAAACUGAAUCAGGCCACCGCCAAGGAUUUAGAAGUGGAGAGGGCUACUUCCCAUCUUCCACAGGAUCCGAAUCUGGGGAGGCCCGUCAAGUUGUCCACCUUGGGGGUGCUCGAGCUAACUGCACGGAUCGUGGCACAGUCGUGCCACUCCCUGGAGGACCUCAUGAGCAAGCUUGACCAGUUGGCCAUCAAGGUGGAUCAACCCCAGAACCUCCCGCCACCGUAUUUAUAUCCGGCUUGCUUGUUCGUCUGCAAGGGCGACAACAAAAAUGACCGGUUCGUGAUAACAACCUCGGCGGAAAACAACAGGUGGAUAGACGGGGCGAAUGAUAAAAUCUUUGCAUUCCGCUCCGUAAUCCGCCCAUCACAGGAACCUCUGAAAUCUAGCACGGCAGCCAAGCUGUCGGAUCAAGCCGUGCAUGUUUUCAAAGAAAUUGAGCAACACUGCAAAACCAGCUGGGUGGCAUGGGGCAAGCAGAAAGAGGGGGGAAGGACAAUCAGAGAUCGUCUAGCGACUCAAUAUAGACAAGAAGAGAUCGAAAAAUACCUGACUGGUGCAACGCCGACAGACCCUCGUUUUUUCAACCACAGAAAAGAGAAGGCCGCCUCGCUUUCGGGUUAUUCGUUCAGGCCCAUAGGCCGCUGCCCGCGCUGCUGCUUUCUGUCCCAAUGGGACAUGAUCCCAGCUGUACACGAAGACGAGCUAAAGAAGCUAAAGCAAAAGGUUUGGGGCAACUGGAAUGGCGGGCUAGACUGCGCAGAAAUGCACGGCCAUAGCUACUGCAAAAUCAUUGCGAAUCACGUCAGGUAAAUAGGUGGCCAGGGCGCCGAGGAGGAAAAGAUGGGAAGUUUGGGGGACGGGACUAGAGGGCUGAGCCCAAAGGUCCUACUGGAAUUUCCAGGACUCAGGGUGUGCACUAAUAACGCUGGGCGUUAGGGAUGCUCGAUUUUAUUUUUUUAUUCUCUUACUCUUGAGGCUGGUCACUCUAAACGGGUCAAAACGCACUGGCUGCC
Lasiosphaeria miniovina is the source of this 1929-nucleotide messenger RNA. RefSeq lists its product as uncharacterized. The transcript has 3 exons. The coding region runs from base 134 to 1726 and encodes 530 amino acids. Lineage: Eukaryota; Fungi; Ascomycota; Sordariomycetes; Sordariales; Lasiosphaeriaceae. The record is from RefSeq and is a predicted model, not a curated record.